Dermatophagoides pteronyssinus (European house dust mite) is the source of this 757-nucleotide messenger RNA. RefSeq lists its product as uncharacterized. The record is from RefSeq and is a predicted model, not a curated record. NCBI's taxonomy places the organism in Eukaryota, Metazoa, Arthropoda, Arachnida, Sarcoptiformes, Pyroglyphidae. Gene Ontology annotation, molecular function: zinc ion binding.
CAAACGAUUUUGGAUUUAUCUUAAAAAAUAACCAAAUUAUUAUAAAUUAGAUUUUAAUUUCGAAAAAGAAAAUAACUUUUAAGAUGAUCGAACAGCAACAACAACAAAAACAAAAACCAGAAAGAAUACCACGACAUGAAUAUCGUUAUUGUCGUUUGUGUCAUAAACGUGGUCGAAAUACAUCGUUGAUUCGUCCAUGUGAUUGUCUGAUUACCAAUUAUGUACAUGUUAAUUGUCUUGCUGAACAUAUGUUAUCGAAUGAUCGAAUUCAUUGUGAUCAAUGUUCGGGACAAUAUCGUGGAAUACGUUAUAGUUAUACAAGAAAAUCAUUUUUCGAAUGGCUGUGGAAAGAAUCAACAGCUCGUAAUAGUUUAUUAUCCUGUAUAAGUUUAUUAUGUUCAAUUCAGGUUUGUCUUUAUUCGCUAUGGCAAACAUUGUUUACCGAUGAAUUGGAAGAUUUUGUUGAUGAUAUUACCGAUAUUGAUUUUAAUCUAACCAGUGAUGCUAUCAAACAUAAUAUGAGUAUCAUAAUGAUCAUUCAGGUUAAAAUAGUAUUACCUGUUUUAUCGAUUAUAUGUGCUAUUAAACAACCGAUUACCGUUUGGAAUGAUUAUCAUAAAUAUUGUCAAAAUCAUUACAAUAUUUACAUUGAUGAGGCAUUAACCGCUUCACAUCAGCCACAUCAACAACAACAACAACAACAAUGAUAAUCACAUGAAUACUUGACAAUAAACUAAAAUUUUAUCAAAUUAAUGAA